Messenger RNA from Danaus chrysippus (African queen), 1665 nucleotides. The record is from the annotation of a GenBank genome assembly. Lineage: Eukaryota; Metazoa; Arthropoda; Insecta; Lepidoptera; Nymphalidae.
AUGGCUUACGUGACCCAACAACGGCCAACACUGAUUAUCACUAAACGUCCGUACACUACGAGAGCCCGCCGAGAGGGUCCGGAGCCGGCACUGAACUCAAGUCCGGGGGGCGCAGCCAAGCCGCCGCCUCUCAACUCAUUCGAGCUGGACCGCUGUUUGGAUAGGGAGGAGUCCGGUCGUUGGGGCGAGGCGGCUCGUCGUCGCCGGCGCAGCUCCCCGCGCCGCUCGCCCCCGCCCGGGAAUGAACCUCUAUCCCUCGCCAGGGUACGCUCGCCACUCUCUCAACUGUAUCCAGAACCUUCCUUCAUCCAUCAGUACUGUUCAAUGAGUAUGUUUCAGGCGUCCGCGCCGUCGUCCCCGCUGGUGACGUCAUCCCCGUCGCCCCCCUCCCCCGCCCGCUCGCCGCUGCUGGCCCCCGACCUGCUGGCCAUGCAGCUCCUCGACCAGCACUCGCAGCUGCAGGCGCUCAUGAAGCAGAGACUGUUCCACCAGCACCACCUGCAGAAACAGACUUCACUCAUACACUGUGUGCUGUCCGUGUCUCGUGUUCGUUGUAUCACGUGUAGUAUGUAUGUCCGUGUGUUCCCUCAGCACAUGUCGUCGGAGGCGGCCAAGCGUCAGUUGAAGCAGUCCCGGCUGCAGGACCAGAUCAACCUGAACCUCCUCUCCCAGUCUCACCUCCAGCCGCCGGAGACCUCUCCCAGUCUCCAGCAGCAGCAGCUGGUCCAGCAGCUGCAGGCGGUCCAGCGUCAGUAUCUCAUGCACGCGCCCAUGUCCGUCCCGCCUAACGCUCCUCCAGGUCUGAUGCUGUGGGGCAGCGAGCUGGAGGAGCACCCUCUGUUCGGUCGCGGGGUGUGCAAGUGGCCGGGCUGUGACGCGCUGGCCGAGGACUUCCAGGCCUUCCUCAAACACCUGGAGGCGGCGCACACGCUGGACGACCGGUCGGCGGCGCAGGCGCGGGUGCAGAUGCAGGUGGUGGCGCAGCUGGAGCUGCAGCUGAGGAGGGAGCGGGACCGCCUGGCCGCCAUGAUGAGGCACCUGCACGCCGCGCGCGACAACCACAACAAGAUGCACGGUCCCCCCAGUGAGGGCGCGUCCCCCGGGCCCGUGCGGCGCCGCGUGUCUGACAAGUCCGGAGUGGCCAUCGCUGGAGGUCUUCCGUACAUGCUCGAAAGAGCCGGAUUAGACGUUCAACAAGAGAUACAGAGGAACAGGGAGUUCUACAAGACGGCUGACGUGCGGCCGCCCUUCACGUACGCGAGCCUCAUACGACAGGCUAUCAUCGAGUCUCCUGACAAGCAGCUGACACUCAACGAGAUCUACAAUUGGUUCCAGUCCACCUUCUGCUACUUCAGACGGAACGCGGCCACCUGGAAGAACGCCGUGCGCCACAACCUGUCGCUCCACAAGUGCUUCAUGCGGGUGGAGAACGUGAAGGGCGCCGUGUGGACCGUGGACGAGGUGGAGUUCUACAAGAGGAGGCCGCAGCGGGCGCACGCCGCCAUACACACCGGGUACUGCUCCACCCGACCAGCCCGCGCUACAGACCUUUUUACUGCGCACACUCUACCUCACACUCAUCAUAUCACUUGUACCGAUGCACUCCGUACCUAUGUCACCCCACUACUACACACAGAACACUUACAACUCACACACCGAUCAUGA